GAGAGAGAGGAAGCAGAGAAAGUUGGUAGCGGAGCGAGAGGGCGAGAGGAGAGGAGAGGGGUCGACCAGAUGGGAGGAAGGAAGGAAAGGAUCACUCUGCUGGCUCAAGUGCGCGAUUAAAGGAUUCUGCAUAAAUAAACAAAUAUAUGAAUCAAAGCCUAUAAUAAAAAGGGGAAUUAUAGGCGCGCCACCGCGUUGCGUGGACGCGGACAAGACAGCGGCGGUGCGCACCGAAACAGCCAAGUCCUGAGUUUCUCUCUCUGGAUUUUACUCCUCAUGUUCCUCAAACUCUCGGUGAGGAUCACCAACUUUUAAAGUAAGUGUCUGAGAAAAAAAACUUUCCCUCGCCCUCGGCCUUUCAAUUAGCUCUCUCCCCGGAAAAAAAGAAAGAAGCUCCGCGGUGGAAGUGGAGGAAGGAAGAGCGUUUUGUUCCUUCCGAGGAGUCCAGCUCGCCGCAGCCGGGGUUUAGGCGUUGGCACCCGGGCAGGCAGACCCUCGCCAUGGCCGGGGCCAAGCCGGGAGUCCACGCGCUGCAGCUCAAACCCGUGUCCGUCCACGAAGCCCUGAAAAAGGGGGGCAAAUUCAUCAAAUGGGACGAGGAGCCUAACAGCGGGCCUCCCACCCUGGUUACCCUGAAAGUUGACCCAGAUGGAUUCUUCCUCUACUGGACUGGAGGGUCCAACCUGGAGGUGGACAUUCUGGACAUUAGCACCAUCAGGGACACCAGAACAGGAAAGUACGCCAAACAGCCAAAGGAUCCGAAGCUGCGGGAGGUGCUGGGCUUCGGUAAGGCUGACAACGUAGAAGGGAAACUAGUAACUGUCGUCCAUGGCAACGACCUGGUCAACAUCUCCUUCCUCAACUUCCAGGCCAUGCAGGAAGAUACAGCCAAGAUUUGGACAGAUGAGCUGUUCACUUUGGCCACAAACAUACUUUCCCAGAAUGCAUCGCGGAACACCUUCCUACUCAAAGCUUACACUAAGUUAAAGGUGCAGGUGAAUCAGGACGGGAAAAUUCCAGUGAAGAAUAUUCUGAAGAUGUUUUCAGAUAAAAAGAGAGUGGAGACGGCUCUGGAGCAGUGUGGCCUCGUCAACAACAGGUCAGAGGGAAUAAAGCCAGACGAUUUCACGUGGGAGGCCUUCCAGAAGUUUCUCGACAGCCUCUGUCUCCGGCCUGAGAUACAAAGCAUCUUUGAGGAAAGUGGCUCCAAGAGGAAGCCGUUCAUCUCUUUGGACCAACUUAUGGACUUCAUCAACCGCAGGCAGCGAGAUUCCAGACUGAACGAGGUGCUGUACCCCCCGCUGAAAAGAGAGCAGGUCCGACAGAUCAUGGAGAAAUAUGAGACCAACACCAGCCAGCUGGAGAGAGACCAGAUCAGUUUACAGGCCUUCAGUCGGUACCUGGGUGGAGAGGAAAACAGCAUCGUGCCUCCAGAGAGGCUGGAUAUCAUCGAUGAUAUGAACCAACCGCUGUCGCACUACUUCAUCAACUCCUCACACAACACAUACCUCACAGUGGGUCAGCUGACUGGUCUAUCUUCAGUGGAGAUGUACAGGCAGGUGCUUCUGACCGGCUGUCGCUGUGUGGAGCUGGACUGCUGGAAGGGCCGACCGCAAGACGAGGAGCCCUACAUCACCCACGGGUUCACCAUGACCACUGAGAUCCCCUUCAAGGAGGUGAUUGAAGCGAUAGCAGAGAGUGCUUUCAAGACCUCGCAGUACCCCGUCAUCCUUUCCUUUGAAAACCAUGUUGAUUCGGCCAAACAGCAGGCCAAGAUGGCAGAGUACUGCAGGACCAUCUUUGGAGACGCCCUGCUCAUUGAUCCACUGGACAAAUAUCCGCUGGUCCCAGGUCAGGCGCUCCCAUCACCUCAGGAGAUGCUGGGGAAGAUUCUCAUCAAAAACAAGAAGAAGCACAACCACCACCGACCCUCGAGUGGCGGCAGCAUACGGCGCAGAGAGAUGGAGGAACAGUCGUCACCCAACAAUGACUGUCCUUUGACAGACAAUGAAGGGAGCCAGCUCCUGUCCAACGGGGAGGAGAAGCUGGCUGAGACCAUGGUCAAAGACUCAGAGCCUCGCAAGUCCAUCGGAGGCGAGGGAGAAAGCGAGGAGGAUGAGGAGGAUGAACCCGUGACAGAGCUGAAAAAGCCAAACACUGAUGAGGGAACAGCCAGCAGUGAGGUGAACGCCACAGAGGAGAUGUCAACUCUCGUCAACUACAUCGAACCUGUCAAAUUCAAGAGCUUCGAGGUGGCAACCAAGAGGAAGAAGUUCUUUGAGAUGUCCUCGUUCGUGGAAACCAAAGGCAUGGACACGCUGAAGAGCUCCCCGAUCGAGUUUGUCGAGUACAAUAAGAACCAGCUGAGCCGAAUCUACCCUAAAGGCACGAGGGUGGACAGCUCCAACUACAUGCCUCAGCUCUUCUGGAACGUCGGUUGCCAGAUGGUGGCGCUUAACUUUCAGACUCUUGACCUUCCUAUGCAGUUAAACAUGGGGGUGUUUGAGUAUAACGGCCACAGCGGCUACCUGCUGAAACCAGAGUUCAUGAGAAGGACGGACAAACACUUCGAUCCUUUUACGGAGAACAUAGUGGACGGGAUAGUCGCCAAUACUGUCAAAAUCAGGGUGGUCUCAGGCCAGUUCCUGACAGACAAAAAGGUGGGCGUGUAUGUGGAAGUGGACAUAUUUGGACUUCCUGCUGAUACAAAGAGGAAAUACAGAACCAAAACAUCCAAUGGGAACUCACUGGACCCUGUGUGGGAUGACGAAAUGUUUGUCUUCAAUAAGAUCGUCCUCCCUACGCUGGCCUCUCUGAGGAUAGCUGUGUUUGAAGAAAACGGCAAGUUUAUCGGACACCGCAUCCUCCCAGUGUCGGCCAUCAGACCUGGCUACCACUACAUCAACCUGAAGAAUGAGCUAAACCAGCCCCUCCUCAUGCCCUCCCUGCUGGUCUACACCGAGGCUCAGGACUACAUCCCUAAUGAACACCAGGAGUACGCAGAAGCUCUGACCAACCCCAUUAAGCAUAUCAGUCAGUUGCACAAGAGAGAGACACAGCUGGCUGUUCUCAUAGAGGACAGCAGUGAGCAUGUCCCCAACCAGCCCAAGGAUGGAGAGACCAAGAAAGAGAGUGAAGUCAUUUCAGGAGUUCGAGUGAACUCCCCCUUCCACAACCUCCCCCCCUGCGCACCGGAUGAGUUCCCUAAUGUAAUAUGUCCAUCACAAAGUCAGAAGGAGGACCUCAUAGCCACUGUUCUGACAGAUGUCCCGGUCCAGUCUAUAGAGGAGCUAAAACAGCAGAAGAGCUAUGCGAAGCUGCUGAAGAAACAUAGCAAAGAGCUCAAAGAGCUGCGCAAGAAACACCUCAAGAAGGUGUGGAAUCUGAGUAAGGAGCAGAAGAAUCGCAAUAGCCAGCUUCAGUCUGACACCCAGAGGAGACGCAGUCAGAUGGAGAAACAUCUCAAACGUAGCAUCAAGAAAAACGAACCUCAGGAGCCGGUGCAGCGCGAGCUGACAGCGCUGGAUCAGGAGCUUGAGAAGCAGACGGUCCAGCUGAGGGAAUGGCAGAUGCAGGAGCUGCUGAAACUUCGUCAAGAGCUUCACUCACUGGAGAGAGAGAAGCAACAAACACACCUGAAAGAGGCCUUCCAUAAGUUAAAGGAGACGGCCCAGGAAUGUCAAGCAACUCAGGUGAAGAAGCUCAGGGAGACGUGUGAGAAGGAGAAGAAGGAGCUCCAGAAGAUCCUGGACAGGAAGCGACAAAACAGCAUCAGCGAAGCCAAGAACCGCGACAAAGAAAAGGCUGAAACGGAACUGAAUGAGAUCAACAGGAAACAUAUUCAAGAUUCUGUGGCCUUAAUCCGCGGGCUGGAGGAGGCUCAGAGCAGGAGACAGGAGAAGCUGAUGCUGAGGCAGCGGGAGGUGCUGCAACACAUAGACGAGGAGCUUCCCCUGCUACAGUCUCAGUUGGAGAGGGAUCUGGACGAAGAGUAUCUGCGGCUGCCGGAGGAAAUCUGCCAGCACCUGCAGCUGGAGCUCCAGAACAAAGGUCUGGGAAAAGACGCCCUGUUCUCGCCCUUUUCCAAUCACAGCAGCUCCAGCCCCAGCUCGGGCUCGGGCCCGCCCUCCAACUGCUCCACGCCCUCUUACCCAUCAACGCCCAAUCGGAGCACCUGGAACAGGAGCACGGACAAUAGCAUCACAUCAUUGGCCGAUUCCACUUCCUCGUCCACCACUCCCGUCCUGUCAGAGGCAGAGAUGUCGUUCAGUUAAAAUUAUUACUUGUAAAAAGGAAAAUACAUACAUUCAACUGGGGUCUAUAAUGAGUAAUAUGUGGGAUAGUAAUGAUAUAGAUUAUUAACUAAUUUUAUUCCUUUUUUUAUUACAGACUGUUUUGUUCUUGUCUACAGAGCUAUAUUAUUUUUUAUUUUGCAGUUUUUGUCAGAUGCCUGUAGUUUAAAAAUUUCAUAAGAAUCAUAACCAAACAUUUGUUUUUAUAUUUGUUUUUGUUUUUUUUUAAUACAUUUUUUGUCCUUUCAUGCCUUUUUCUUCGCAUCAUUUUCACUUUGGUCUGGUCAGUAAGCGUCGCUGCAGUUUUUGUUUUAAAUUUACUCUGUCUCUGGUAAAACUUUGUUUCUUUUUGAAAGCUUUAAACUGUGUAGAGACAGGAAAACUUAGUAACAUAGAUACUGUUGGGGCAAGUGAUUACUAUGAGGGUAAGAAGAGAUAAAUCUCACAAAUAAUUUUUUAAAAUAUUUUGUUUGCAGCAACAUUCGACCCAUGACAUUACUUCAUAAUGCCUUCUUCACUGCUAAACAAAAACACAGCCUGUGGAGAUGUCUGUGUGCUACACAUCUUCUCCACUUCUGCAAGUGAUCAAGCUUAGAGAAGUAUGUUCCAGAAACGAGUAUCAAGAGGGAACAUGAAGGAAAAGGACACUCAACUUUUAACCUGAUUUUGAAAUCUUAGGUUUUAUCUGUAAUGUCAGUAGCAGACCUGUAAGAGGUGCUGCAGCCUUAACUGUCUUUUUCAGUUGGUGGUUUGAGCUGUCCAUUCGUCUAGCCUGAUGAUCUUAUUAUGCUUUACCUCGACACACACACACACACACAUACACUUGUCUCUCCAGGAUUUGCCGCAUCAUUGGUCGGGAUAAAGUCUCCGACCUUUAACCUCCAAUCAAGGUUGUCCAGACAUGUGUUUAGCAGACAUGCAUCUCAUUUGAAAGUCUGUGUCUGUGUGUGUGUUUCGUGUGUGAGCUUGUGGGUUUCUGAGUAAAUGGGUAAAGGUUUAAGUGAUGUAACGCUCACUUUCUAAAUGCAUGUGUGAGCAGACGUCUCUCUCUGACAGACACACACACACACACACACACACACACACACACACACACACACACACACACGCAGUUUAUUGGUUCAGGCCAAAAGCCUCUAAAACCCUCAUCCCAUCCAAUCUACCCCCUGUCUGAAAAAUAGAACACACACACUUUCGGAAAGAACCUCAAUAAUUUCACAAAUAUCUCUCUCUCUCUUUCUGUGUGUGUGUGUGUUUGGCCAGAAAUUAAUCUCUUGAUGAGACAUCUGCUUUUGGGGACUGUAAUACUUACUAAAUGUAAUACAUACUCACUGUGUGUGUGUAUGUGUGUGUGCCCAUGUGUGUUGAUGCAGAUAUUUUGCUGCAGCCUGGAGACGAUUAAAUAGUAAGACCACUGUAAGAGACAGUCUUCAGAUGACGACUUACAGCUGCACUGACAUUUUAAUGUAAAAACACUCGUCUUUUUUUUUUUUUUUUACUUUAAAUCAGUUUAGUUUACUUUCCCCUUUUAAACAAUGAUUUACUCAAUUUGAGAAAUAAUUAUUGGUGUAGUAGUGGGAGAUAGUCCUGUCACAGCUCAGAAAGUGACCAUGAAGAGAUUUCUUUUUUUUUUUUUUUUUGUUAAGUCUGCAGAUGUCAGAGUUUUCUGAUGUGUGUGAUUUAACUUCAGUGAAGCCUGAAAAUUGAUCCUUCUUACUGCCAUCAUGAAAAACAAUUCAUCUCUCAGAAUAAACUAUAGACAUAAGAACAACUUAAAACUUUACAACUUUAAAAUAUCCUCAGUGUGUUAGAUUCUCUAUUCAGGCCAAAUAUUGAAUGUGGCAUUUUUGGUGCACAAACUAAACGGUACAUUCAUUUUUAAAAAUCUGUGGUUUUGUCUCCGUCAAAGCGUCUUUGCUCUUUGUUUUCAUCCUUUUUUUUUUUUUUUUUUGAA
This is a messenger RNA of Toxotes jaculatrix (banded archerfish), 6246 nucleotides long. RefSeq names its product phospholipase C, beta 3 (phosphatidylinositol-specific) (gene plcb3). Gene Ontology annotation, biological process: phosphatidylinositol-mediated signaling; lipid catabolic process. The transcript has 34 exons. The record is from RefSeq and is a predicted model, not a curated record. Gene Ontology annotation, molecular function: phosphatidylinositol-4,5-bisphosphate phospholipase C activity; calmodulin binding; calcium ion binding. NCBI's taxonomy places the organism in Eukaryota, Metazoa, Chordata, Actinopteri, Toxotidae. The coding region runs from base 501 to 4274 and encodes 1257 amino acids.